AAGUAAGAAGCCCCAGAAAAGCAAUACAAGCGUCUCAAUGGAAUUUAUUGCUCCCGGCAAGUUUGAUUUGAUGUAUGCUCCUCCAGGGUAGUCUGCCGGCAAUAGAAGCGGGACCUGUUGUGCUUCGACAGGGACACACGGAGAGGCACAGAAUGCGCAGAGAAGCUUGCUGGAAGAGUCAGUUGACCACGGCAUCUCGUACGGUACGGAGAUAGUCGUAUUGCUGAGGUCAGGGUCCUUCUGAGAUGUGAGUACCUGAAUCUGAACCUGACCUGACAUUACUCGAGUACAGAACACAGUUCGUAGACCCCAUCUUGCAGCAAGGCAGGACCCUACAUUCUUGCGCUUGACAUUGCAUCACCAGCAUAGCCAACCAUCAUAUUUGGUGCAUUCCAACGACGUGACCCAGUACUACUGGGCCAGUAGUAAAGCGUAGGCUUUCUCCUGAAUUUCCAGCAGUAGGGCACGCCUACUCGACAGACCUCACAAUUGGCUCUCAUCACAACCCCCACUAUCACCACCAUUGUUCACUCACUGCACCGAGGUCGUCAUCUGCAGCGCAUCACAAUUUGAGCUUCACUGCUUCCAAUUGGCUUGCAUGGCCUCCAGCGUCCCAUUGACCCCCGGCUUGACAGGCGUUACCAGUACAGGCUCCACGGGCUCUGCUUGCCUGACAGGGGCCACAUCGUAGCGUAGAUCGCUAAUUCUUUGCAGUACGUGAAACCUCCACCACUCAGUGACAGUGACGGUGACGGUGCACUCGGAUGGCAUAUUCACCUCUUCGCCUCAACGACCCCUUUCGCUUCUAUUAUUCACGGUGUUGUUGAAGAGGUCUACUAAUCUCCCUGUCGUUCGGCAGCGACCACUACCAACCAUCACGGACAAGCAGCCUGUGCGACCAGCUUCAACUCACUGCGGCUGACUUUCCAUUUCCGCUGCUCUGCUCAGUAAGACAUUAUUGCCAAGGCACUCCCACAUCCACCAGAACCUCUCUCAAAACCACAACCUCCUCCUCCCAAGUUGUGUAGCACGUUCUCCGGAUGCUUGCUAAUACCUUGUUCGCACUGCUAGGUCAUCCCAAAGCUUCUCCCUAGCCGAAUCCGUCCACGCUCGUUUGCUCCCACAAUUCCGAAUCUUCUCAAAGGGACCCCUCACUCCUCCGGCAGUGCCAUCGGGCCUCCAAGAACAUUCACACGUCGUCUUGUCGUUUGAAGCAUAGGGAUACUGCGGGGAGUGUGGAGAAGGCAAGGCAUUAAUUUGUCUGUGGGAGGUGGAAGCUCUGCAGCAAAUCUCCAAGAUAUUGUUGCGCAGGGCAACAUGUCAACUUCUUCAACACCUCAGGGUUCUCCACCUGGAAAGGCUACCAGGCCCAUCCAAUCUAGCCCUCCUUCAAACUUUGAGGCGAACGGUGAAUCCGAGGAGAAUAUGAGGAUUGUUCCGCCACCUUCGCUCCCAGAGUCUACCGGCCGAAUAGUCGGGGCACCUAUGUCUCCCGUGAGCGUCAAUGUUCAAUCUGAAGAUUGGGCACCGGCGCCAUCGAGUGCAAAAAUCGAAGCCAUAGAAGGAGGGCAUGAGCGGCAGCAUUCAGGGGAAUCUGAGGACUAUAUGGCACAAAAUCCCGGAUCUUCACAAACUCAAGAACUUCCCUACCGGCCAAAUUUCAGUAGAACCCUAACAGAUCCGGCGCAACAACCAAAAACUGCCAUCGCAUCAUCCACUGAGAAUCCAGCAUACAUGGCAGCAUCGAAUGGGUCUUCCCCAAAACGAUUUCCUCCCGAUCGAAUAGGCGAAAAUCAAUCUUCAGUAGCAAGUCCACCCGUCCCUCAGUUCCGGUACCAUCACCAGUCCCAUGCAUCCGAAGGAAGUAACUUCCGUAUUCGACCGGGGAAUCAGACUUCUGGCUCUCCAGCAGAUAAUCAGGUAGAUGUAGGAGCAUCGAUAGGGCGACAUCUGACUCCUACAUUACCCGGCGUUGGCGUUAGGAGGACAUCAGCAAACCGACCAGUGUCUGCGUAUUCUGAAAUGGGAGGAAACAGAGGGCGCUCAGCUUCGCCAUAUAUAGCUCCGGGCUCUCCGGCGUGGAGUGGACGUACACCUUCAGCAAACUCUCACAGAUCCCACGAUAGACCUCUUUCAUACGUUGAUUUGACAAAUGUGUCUUAUCCUCAAGCCCCACCAGCUCCAAUAUCUCUGGAUAAUUCACAGCUAAGAUCUGCUGUGGGUGCUAAUGCUUCGCUUCUUAGUAUGCAGAAAACUCUCGAAAUGUAUCGCCAAAACGUGAAAAAGCUGAAUGAUGCAGAAACACAGUAUGCCUUUGCGAUUUUUCUCAUACAAGCAGCACAAGAAGCAGGGCUUGGGCAGGAUGGUGGCACUACACCUCAGAAGGUUCGAUGGAAAUCCGGCGCAAGGGACCUUGAUAGCAAUGCAAUUAACCAAGCAGAGUCUUCACCGUUAGAGUUGUUGAGUGAGGCGAAGCACAUAUUACAAAAGUUAGCCGACCGAAGUUACCCAUUUGCUCAAUAUUAUCUUGCAGACGGAUACUCUUCGGGCCUUUUUAGUAAAGGUAAAGAAGAUCACGCGACGGCUUUCCCCUUGUUCAUAUCUGCAAGUAAACACGGACAUGCGGAAUCGGGUUAUCGUGCUGCCUUGUGUUACGAAUUCGGGUGGGGAUGUAGAAAAGAUGCUGCGAAAGCUGUUCAAUACUACAGACAAUCCGCAUCAAAAAACCACCCAGGAGCAAUGACUAGACUUGGAAGAGCUUGCCUCUCCGGAGACCUCGGCCUGAACAAAUACAGAGAAGGUUUGAAAUGGCUUAAACGAGCUACCGAGUCGGCAGAUAUGCAGUACAAUGCUGCUCCAUAUCACCUCGGUCUUCUCUACGUGACCGGAGAUGGACAGGAUAUCUUUCAGGACGAGACUUAUGCCGCUCAGCUGUUUACACAGGCGUCGGAUCUGGGCCAUGUCGAAUCUGCCUACAUUAUGGGCGAUGCGUAUGAACACGGCAAGCUAUCUUGUCCCCGAGACCCAGCCUUGAGUGUGCAUUUCUACACCUGUGCUGCUCAACGGGGUCAUCCAGCUGCCAUGAUGGCUUUGUGUGCUUGGUAUAUGGCUGGAGCUGAGCCUGUACUUGAAAAGGACGAGAAUGAGGCAUACGAAUGGGCGCGUCAAGCAGCUCAGUGUGGUAAAUUCACUCUCCCUGUUGCCUUGCAAUGAUUGCUAACAUAACAUCAACAGGUCUCACCAAAGCCGAGUACGCCGUUGGAUACUUCUCGGAGAUGGGAAUCGGGUGUCGACGGGAUCCACUGGAAGCCAAUAUUUGGUAUAUCAAGGCUUCAGAAAGUGGCGAUGAGCGUGCCAAACAUCGGUUAGCUGCCAUACGUGCGGCGGCCAGCGGGGGGACGCCGAUGGAAGUUGCGUCUCCGAAGAGUGGAAAGAUGAAGAAGAAUCCCAAUGGAAAUGAGAAAGAUUGCAUUAUCAUGUGAUUUCUUUUUCAAUAUUUUGCGACAUUGGAUGGAUGGAAUUCAAAAGCCCUGUUUUCUUUUUCUUUUGGGGGCGAUUGGGAUGGAAAGUACUGGGGUGGGUGGUUACCUAACUAAAAGAUCCGUGGAGUUUGAAAAGAGAGAGAGCUGAGGAUUCAAGGAUGGGCUGGCGGUGCUGUGUCUUUUUUUCAAAUGUAUAUAUGAAUGGAAUCUCUUGCAUGGGUGUGGUGUCGUUGUGGUUUGUUGUUGUCGUUGUUGUUGCUUCUUUUUUGGGUUUCUUC
Hymenoscyphus albidus is the source of this 3760-nucleotide messenger RNA. Lineage: Eukaryota; Fungi; Ascomycota; Leotiomycetes; Helotiales; Helotiaceae. The record is from the annotation of a GenBank genome assembly.